GUGUUGCAUAAUUAUUCGACGGAUUGCACGCAACCACCAGCAUUCUGUCCACAAUUCACCAUGAAAAUGUACAACUUCCCCGGCUGUACUAUCUUGGGCAACAAACUGUACAAGAACAGUGAAUUCGUUCGUGAUUUGAACGCCCAAGACGUGCAACAAUUGAAACAGUUCAUUGCGGAAAACGCAGAAUAUCAAUCAAACGAAACUGCGUUCAACCUUGAAAAUGCAAAUAAUCCCGAAUAUCAACGAGCAAUUCUAAUGGCCGGAAAUGUACCAGUCUCAUUCCCAGGCGCUCCGCAACCACCAAGUCCACCACAAUUUUGCUGA
Anisakis simplex (herring worm) is the source of this 327-nucleotide messenger RNA. Lineage: Eukaryota; Metazoa; Nematoda; Chromadorea; Rhabditida; Anisakidae. The record is from the annotation of a GenBank genome assembly.